Molecule: messenger RNA, 9441 nt
Organism: Homalodisca vitripennis (glassy-winged sharpshooter)
Lineage: Eukaryota; Metazoa; Arthropoda; Insecta; Hemiptera; Cicadellidae
Gene: polybromo
Product: protein polybromo-1
Exons: 35
Coding region: 151-5379 (1742 amino acids)
Biological process (GO): chromatin remodeling
Cellular component (GO): RSC-type complex
Molecular function (GO): protein binding; chromatin binding
Source: RefSeq, a predicted model, not a curated record
UGUAAACGUAAACAUGGCCGUCGUUACUCGUUUGUAGUUGAAUUUUGCCGAUGUCUUAUUAGUAAACGUUAAUACCUGUUUUAAGUUAUUAACUUCAUCAACAAAUAUUCACUUCUUCUACAGAGGUUAAAGGUUUCCAGUUAUUUCGACAUGAGGCCAAAGUCCACAGCAAGCGACUCUGGCGGAACCCCGCCUGUGAAAAGAGGACCCGGCAGACCUCCUUUGAAAAGGAGACGGACAUCGUCGGUCGCAAGUGGGAGCAAGAAAUCAGAUGAUGAAUCAGAUUCUCCUCAGGAACCCAUGAGAAAAAGAAAGAAAUUAGAUCCAAUGGAAAUGGUGCACCAACUGUACGAGUUGAUUCGCAACCACAAGAAGGACGACGGCACACUUCUCUGUGAUGCUUUCAUCCGAGUGCCCAAACGGCGUCAGGAGCCUGGCUAUUAUGAGGUGGUGUCCAAUCCCAUUGAUCUCCUGAAGAUCCAGCAGAAGCUGAAGACUGAUGAGUACGAAGACUUAGAUCAGCUUCAAUCCGACAUUGAGUUAUUGGUGAACAACGCCAAAGCGUUUUAUAAGAGAAAUAGCCAGGAACACAAAGAUGCUUGUGAGUUCUGGGAGCUGUUUUUGUCAACCAAACAGAAAAUUCUGGAAGAUCCAAAAUCAGUAGGUGCUGACGAUUCCAGUGACAGUAAGAGCAAAAUUAUUCUGAAGGUUGGAAAGCUGGUCGGAGAGUCCAUUGUUAAGGAAGAGGUAGAUUAUCAACCUGUGGAGAAAAAGCGGAGGGGGCCCGGACGGCCCCCGAAAGAGGAGAGGAAAGGGUGGGAUGAAGCGAGAGAGGAGACUAAGAGGGCGUUGGACAGAGACACAGAUGACACAAACGAGAGUUGGAGUCAGGAGGACGAGUUGAGUUUCUGCGAGGAUCUGUUCACAGCCGUUAUGACCGCGACGGACGACACCAACCGACCGUUGCAUCUGGUCUUUCAGCUGCUGCCGUCUAAAAAGCGCUACCCAAAAUACUACGAGGUGAUUGACAACCCAAUAGACCUGCGCGCGAUUGCCCGCAAGAUCCAGGAGAGUAAGUACACGUCGCUCAAUGAGAUGGAGAAAGAUCUCCUGCAGAUGACCAGGAAUGCUUGUACGUUCAACGAGCCCGGCUCCCAGAUCUACAAGGACGCCAAGGCUCUGCGGAAGAUCAUUCUCAGUAAGAAGAUCGAGGUGGAACACUCCAAGUUCUCGUCUGGGAAAACCAGCGAGAGGAUCAGUAAAAGAAGAGAUCUUUCCAGAAACAAGCGACUACGCGUCGGCCAAUCUCUUUCCGCAAUUACAGCAGCACUCAAGGAUGAUGAAGAUGAUUCCGAUGAGGAAAUCGUCGAUGUGCCCGGAGAAGAUGCGGAAAAUCCUAAAUGGCAGCUCUAUCUAGCUGUAAAAACGGCUAGUAACGCUCAAGGCCAAGAAUUGAGUGAACCGUUCUGGAGUCUUCCGUCCAAGCGCUACUAUCCCGACUACUAUAAAGAAAUCAAGAAUCCACUUUCUUUAAUGCAGAUUGGCAAAAAACUGAAGAGAGGAGAUUACGGAACAGUGAGUGAAGUGGCGGGCGACAUGAACAUCAUGUUUGAAAAUGCCAAGAAGUACAACCGGGCAGACUCAAGGCUGUACAAGGAUGCCGUAAAACUCCAGAAACUAAUGCAGUCCAAAGUACAGGAGCUCCUUGAGUUGGACCAUCAGUACUCGGACAGUGAAGACGACAGCGGAGAUGAGCCUGCGCCACCGAAGACUGUGGUGACCAGCAAGGGCAGCACGCGGUGCCUCACGCGCGGCAAAUAUCUGGACAACAUUCCUCUCAAGAGGCGGCUCUACUCUCUCUGCAAAUGCCUCAUAGAUUACGUUUGCGAGGACGGGCGACAGCCGAUGUUGAUGUUCAUGGAGAAGCCUAGCAAGAAGCUGUACCCUGACUACUACAAGGUGAUAGACCAGCCGAUAGACAUGCUCACCAUAGAGGCCAACAUCAAGGCGGAGAAGUAUCAGAGCGAAGAGGAAGUACUGAAUGAUUUCAAGCUCAUGUUCAGCAACUGCAAGCAGUACAACGAGGAGGGCAGUAUGAUCUACGAAGACGCCAUCAAGCUGCAGAAGGUCUUAAUGGACAGAGUCAAGGAGCUGGGACCACUCACUAAUGACAUAAUAAUGAAGAAAACUACUCCCCGCACACUGACACCAAAGCCUCGCAAAGUGAUAACAUCUUCAAUAACUACCUGCUCCAACAGCCAUUACGCAAAGAUGAGGACAUUCUUCAACACAAUCAAGGACUACAGGGACCCGAAGACCAACAGACAGCUCAGUCUCAUCUUCAACAGGCUUCCCUCCAAGAUCGAAUACCCAGACUAUUACGAGGUCAUCAAGAAACCAAUCAACAUGGAGCAGAUUGCACAAAAGCUGAAGAUCGGAUUGUAUGAUAAUUUAGAUGAGCUUUACACAGACUUCGUGCUCAUGUUCGACAACGCCUGUAAAUACAAUGAGCCUGACUCUCAGAUAUACAAGGAUGCUCUGAUGCUGCAGAGGGUGUCACUGCAGACAAAGUUACAGCUGAAGGCAAAUGAGGAUGCAGUGCCUGAUGUGACCGCUGCGGUCCAAGAGCUGCUCACAUCAUUGUUCACUGCCGUUUACAAUCAUCAGGACGAAGAAGGCCGUUGCUUCUCUGACUCAAUGCAAGAACUGCCCGAACAUGAUGAUGUCGACGGGAAAAAGGUGAGAGCCUUGUCACUGGACCUAAUUAAGCGGAGGCUGGAUGGGAACCAGUACCGCAGACUGGACCAGUUUCAAGAGGACCUGUUCUCUUGUAUGGAGCGGGCUCGGAAACUGUCACGGACUGACUCACAGGUCUUUGAAGACUCCGUGGAGCUGCAGUCUUACUUCAUCAGGCAAAGGGACGAACUGUGCCUGAACGGUGACUUGCUGCACUCGCCCGCACUGAACUACACCCUGCUGGAUCUAUCUACAGCAGUGGACGCUAUGAGACAACAGAAGCUGCUCCAGGAACUGCCUGAGGAGGAGGACCAGACCAGAAGCUCGGAGGACAAUACCAGUCGGGACGGCAGCACCCACGGAGGCCUAGCGGUGGGCGUGGCGGACAAUGCUCUUAGCUACAACCAGCAGGUCUACCGCAUCGGCGACUUCGUGUAUGCUGAGCCCAAAGAGCGGGGGAUGGAGCCUAUACUACUUAACAUCCAGCGGCUCUGGACCAACCAGGAGGGCCAGCAGAUGUUGUACGGUAACCAGUACUAUCGGCCGCGCGAGACCUAUCAUGUUACUACCCGCAAGUUUCUCGAGAAGGAAGUAUUCAAGACAGAUCAACACGUAGCCAUUCCACUGAACCAAGUGUUGGGUCGCUGCUGUGUCCUGAGUGUCAAGGAUUACUUCCGUUCUCGUCCAGAGAAUUUUGACGAGAAGGAUGUCUACGUCUGCGAGUCCCGCUACUCGUCAAAGGCCAGAGCCUUUAAGAAGAUAAAGAACUGGCCGCAGAGUCUGAACAACGGCUACAAGCUGGUGCCUAGAGACGAGACCCUGGAGCCCAAGCGAGUCAUGUCCGUGUUCCGUGAGAGGGUGGAGAAACACAAGGAGGAGAUAGCCGAGCUGGAGGAGCGUGAGAAACUCGUAGAGAAGGAGAAACCUAACGUUCCACUCCAGACAGAGGAGGCGGUCACGUACUACGAGCAGUACAACUGCAGUGGUUAUGUCAUCAAGACUGGCGACUGUGUCUACGUCAAGACUGAUACUGACGGAAAAGCUAUCAGCCAGAUUGACUCAAUAUGGACCAACACUGAAGGAGAGGCGUUCUUCCACGGACCGUGGCUGGUGCUGCCUUCCGCCAUUCCUCACACACCCUCGCGCACCUUCUACAAGCAGGAGGUGUUCCUCAGUACUCUGGAGGACACCAACCCUACUAACAACAUCGUGGGGAAGUGUGCGGUGCUGGAGCACGGAGAGUACAUAUCCUGUCGGCCCACUGAGAUACCGGAGAGCGAUGUGUACGUUUGCGAGUCUCAGUACGAUGAGGCCAGGAGGUCUAUCAAGGAGUUACCACGGGAAGGGCUGAAGAAGUACACACACUCCGCAGCUGUUACGCAGGACGAGAUCUACUUCUUCCGCAGACUCAUCAACCCACAGAAGGUUGGCGCCAACCAGACAGAGCAAGAAUCAAAGACUAACCAGUACUUGCAGAACUUUGAUCAGAACUCUUGUUCGGCCUCAUCACCUGCCAACAACAUCAAGCUGGAGGACAUGAUGUGUGAAGACUCCAUGGACGGAGGGCCUCGGUCCGUGGGCUCUUGUCAUGGCAAUGACAACUCUAACAUGAGCACACCCCUUACCAGCAAGAAGAAGAGAGAUGCCAAAAAACUGGUGACUGGAUAUAUCCUGUACUCUGGUGAUGUCAGGAAAGGAAUUGCUGCCGAUAACCCAGCUUGUUCUUUUGGUGAAGUCAGCCGAAUGGUCGGAAAUGAGUGGCGAAACCUGCCGACAAGUGAGAAGAUUGCGUGGGAGGAGAAGGCAGCGCGGGUCAACGAGGAGACAGUGGCGAAGAUGGCAGAAGCGGAGCUGUGUCCGUCUCCGUCCCCGGCACCCACAGCCAACAGCCAGCAACACCCGGACCUGGUGUACGAGUGCUGUUGGGACAACUGCGACUGGCAGUUCGAGGACAUGCAGGACUGUAUAGAGCACGCCGUGACCGAAGGGUGCGGCCACGUCCACAUGUACUUCGCUGCUGUACCACCACACGAGCUGGAGUUCCAGUGCCAGUGGCGAGGCUGUACGAGGAUGCGAAAGGCUAUUGCACCAUUCCCCAGCCUCCACAGACUCGCCAGACACGUCAAGGAGGUGCACAUCAUGAAGAGUCAAGGCAGAGUCGUCCACCCGGACCACCGGAGCAAGCAUUUCCUGGCCUCCACCCGCACCAAGCCUGUCACCAAACCACUGCCAGCCCACGCUCUGCCUGGCAUCGCUCUGCACGCGGCCUCGAUGGCACCUGGCCUGCUGAACUACUCAAGGAAUACGCCGUCCCCUGCCUCUCAGAACGGAGGAGGUUCCACAGGAGGAGGGCGUAACGUUGAGCCGUUGUUCGUCACAGUCCCACCGAGGCCGCAGAGGCUCCUCCACUCGGAGGCUUAUAUCAAGUACAUCGAGGGGCUACACUCUGACUCUCGCAGUGUGUCCAACUGGGAUCGUCAGCUGAAGGCGACGCAAGAAACAAUUGAGCCACCGGACAUGGCUCGACUGCCGGCUCACUGGCUCGGCAACGGAGUGGGUAACCACGGCAACAUUCUCAACGCUCUGUGGACCCUGCGGGACUUCAUGUUUCGUGACGCUCUCGGAAUCUCCAAACUGGUGUAAGAGGAUCCACCUCAUCAUCUCUCGUGUCAAACAGAGAACACUGAAUCCACUAUUUAUUUGUUUCGCGUUUGCUUCACUACGGUUAUUUAUACUUGUAAAUUGAUUUAGAAUUUAUAUUUUGUUUAGAUCAUGUUAGUAUUUAUGGCGGAAUACUUAUAUAAUCAUGAAUUUAGAUGUUAAAAUUUAUAGGUUUUAUUUUUUACUUUGACGAGUCCUGGACUUUGGCGUUUAUCAUCUAUUUGUUAUUGCAAAGAUUUAUAUAGUAAUAAAAAUAAAUUGUUGUAAAUUUAAAGUGGCUAAAUAUAAAUGAAAAAGGUACCUAUUGUUUUAAGCUAGAACAGCGAUGGAGAAGGGAAUAAGCAUACCUUAAGUAAGAAUGACAAUAUAUAAAGUAUUUGUAUAACAUUUUCUUUUUUUUUAAUUUUAAUUCAUCAAAAAUGUUGGAAGUUCACAGUGAAUCCUACACUAAGGCCAGUACGACAAACAUAAAACUUUUAACAUUUGUUUAUUGUUUUAACCUUUUGGAGUAGUUUUUAAUGGAUUUCUUUGUUGGAAAUACUGCGUAAAAAUGUUUGCUACAGUUCAAAUGAUCCAUCCCAGUUUCUCGAUUAUCUCAAAAAGGCAAAGACUUUGUACCCACCACAUCUUAGUUAUAUUUAUUUUUAUUUAAUGUAACCACCUGGUCAGUACUGCUCCCCUUAAAAACAUUAGCAGCUAGUUCUUCAUUGUAAAUUUAAAAAAAUCACAAAAAUUAAAAUUUGUUUGUGUCAGCCGAUACUUGUAAUGCUGUAGUUUAUUGAUUUGAUCGGAAUUUAACAAAACUGUUCUGCAUCAUGGUCUGUUAUGAUGUAUCAUCUGUCCAUGUAGCUUCAUAUACACAAUUUACUAUCAGAAAAAUCCUUUUGAAAAGUGUUAUAAGAAAAGUGAACUGGUAAUUUUCAGUAAAUAUGGGAUCCGAUUAUUAAUAAUAAUCACUAAAUAUAUUUGUCUUUAAUUAUUAAAUGAUAUUAUUACUACGUUUUCUUCAUUUAAAUCUAUUUAAAUUUACAGCUAUAUAUUGAUUUAUUGGUACCAUCUUGUGUCCUAAUUUACAUUCAGAUUUUAGAUUUAUUUUAAAUAAUCGUUAUAAAUUAUUAAAGAAAUACAUUUAAUUUAAUGUAUCUGCAAUAUUAUAGGGAUAAUUACAUAUUUUUUGUAAAUGUGAAUCUGUACAUGAAAAAUAAAUAUUAUGUCAGAAACAUGAUCUGAACGAAAACAAACUAGACGCUAAAUUAUAUAUUGUAUUUUGUUGUGUUGUUGUAUACUCGUAAUGCAAUUUUUGUAAGACAGUUUGUUUUGAUAAUCACAUUAAAAUUAUUUAUUUUAUUUCUCCGUGUGAAUUUUUGUUUAUAAUGAUCGUCUGGAACCGUUAGGCGAAAAUUAAUUCAGAAUCAAAAGCAUAUUUUAUUGCUGAUUGAAGAAGACAUUAAAUUCUUGAAAGAUUACAUUCUUUUUAGGAAUUGAUAUCUUGAUGUUAGUGUAUAGAGUAAAUCUAUUUGUCAUUACAAAGUGAUUUUUAGAGUUGAAGGUUUUAAAAGUAUCUAUUUUAAUCAAGGUCUGAUUGUUGUUACCAAAAUGUACAUCUGAAGUCAAGUGAAGUACUCAAGGGUUCUGUAAUAUCACAUGAAACUAGAGACAGGUAAUCGCCAGCCUCCCUCAAGUGAUCUCUGUUGUAGCGUAGGAGUUCAGGUGUACAAGGGUUCUCUGGCCAGACGUAGAAGUUAUACUAGCACAGUAUGUGAUUGGUUAUUUGGCACUCGAGCGAUCGUUUUUCGUUUGUUAUUUUGUAAUGGUUUGAUGUGUGUGUUACUUGUGGCCGUAGAAUAAUUGAGUUUCUUGUAUAUAAUAAGAUUAUAAUUUUGUGUGUUUAGUGUAAUAUGAAAGAGGUCAGUGGUCAGUUGUUAAUCGGAUGUUUAUGUUUUAUUGCAAUAUUCUUUUAAAAUAAGGUAAGACAAUAUUAAGGGGGCACCCUACCGCACCGCUGGACGUGAGAACAGGCACGUGGAAGAUUAUUGUUCAUGAAUCAAGAGAGUAUUAACCCUCCAAGUUCUGAUUAAAUUCUUUCCUAAAGUGGAGACAUUUUUGUUGCUUUGUGCUUAUUUGCAGAUUUGUUCUAUAUGUAUUUUUAAAACUAGGAUCUUACUAUUAUAUAUAAUUCUUUCAGGAGAUUACGCAGAAUAGUGUAGAAAUAAAUUAAAUCACUUACCUUUAUUUGAAAUCUUAGGACAUUUGUCUGUAAAAUUGCAAGUUUAGAUUUUAAAAUGUUUUACUUGUAAAUAAAAUAAAAAUCACAUACUAAUAAAUAAAAAUGAAAAUCCAUUAUUUCAAAGGAUAGAAGUAAUAUCACAAUGUAACACAUGAACGGCCAACGACAAAUGCCCAACUGACGUAAAUACAACUGACUUGCACCUAUCAAUAUACGGGCAAUAAAAUAAAUCUAUUUUGUCAUAUUUUGGCAGAGAAUUAUUUUCAAGCAAUACUAUAAUAUACCAUCUUGAUUUGAAAAGAAUUAAUGAAAUGACAAUGGAAUUAUUAAAGCGAUAUUUUAACCAUUCAGAUCGAAACGGUAAACGCUUGGAGGGUUAAAUACUUGUGUGUUUCUUAAAUUUCACUACGAUUCUUUGGUUUUAGAAAUUUAAAAAAAAUAUAAUCAUACAGAAUUAAACAAAGAAAGAGAAAAAUAACGUUUUUAAAUACCAUUUGUAGGCUACCAGAAAACCAUUUGUGGUGCGGUACUACGAGAUAAAUAACUGAACCGUUUGGAGACAAUUAUCCGAUAUAUUGGACAAUCAUGCUAUUGCAUGCCUAAAAGACGAAAUUCCAAUCCAUCGGACAGUUAAAUCUUAACGUUAAGUAACGAAUCGUGGAUAAAUGUCAUUUUACUACACAGGUUAGUUUUCAAGAAAUAUUUACGGGUGUAAAAAUGUGAUUCAACUUAACUAUCCAGAUAUUAGUACUGGUAGGGGUUAAAUGAAUUUGCUUUAAAUUUCUCAUGAUACAUUUAUUUUUCUUAUAACUUUACUUUAUGAUUGUACAGUUACUAUAUUAGGAAAAACUUAAUUUAGCUGUAACAACAUAAUUGCAAAGUUACAGUCAUAUUAGUAAAAUUAUGCAAAAUAAAUUAAAUGGACCUUGUCUUUUUGUUUGGCUGGUCUCCGUAAGGUUGAAAAUAAUUUUCACCAUUGAUCCGUUAUCAUUAUUCUUCCAGAUGUCUACAAAGCGCACUAACUCGUGGUACUGUGCCCCCUUUAUUGAAGACUUACAAUCAGUAAUGAGCGAAAAUUCAGCUAGGGUUUUAUAAAAUUGUUUUACUUCAAAUGACAAUCAAGUACCGAAAUUUCCAGAAUAUGUAAUUUAAGUCAGAAUAUGUUGGUGCUGAGUAUACGGUAGUGUAUAAUGGGGAGGGGGAGGACUGUUGAUAUAUAAUUCAAAAUCGUGCUGAAAGAAGAAAAAUAUUGAAAAAUAUGCUGUUGCAUUCAUGUGAAUACUUCUGAUGUAGCAUAUAUAACAAGAAUUUGUACGUAAGACAUAUCUAAUGUAACCUUGUGAAAAAUAAUUUAUUGUAUUAGAUACCAAUUUUGGAAAUGUUGUCGAGCCCAUAAUAACCCCCAAUGAACUGUGUUGCACAUUUAAGUUUUUCUCUUCGGUGAAAAGCAAUACAAACAAGUAGUUAAUGUCUUUUGUCCACUUCAAUUUUAUUUGUGUAAAUUAUAAAACUUUUAGUUGUUUUAGAGGACUCUAUAUCGAGUGUUUGUAUUAUACUAAAAAACGCAGUGGCCGCCAUUGAAGUAAAUCUUAUUUUGUGACAUCUUAUCUGAAGAAAUAUUGUUGUUUGUUGUUUUAAAAAUGAAUAAAAUGUAUAAUUUUUACUCUGAACAUACAAUUUAUUUAGGAUUAAAACUUUAAUCAAACUGAUGUACAAAACCUGUCAUUAUGAUAAAUUGUCAUUGUUUUUGUCUUAGGUUUAUUUUGCACUCAUAUUGAAGUCAUAGUGUUUAAGUAAUAAAAAAAUUGAAUUUUGAA